This is a messenger RNA of Cebus imitator (Panamanian white-faced capuchin), 626 nucleotides long. RefSeq names its product membrane primary amine oxidase-like. Gene Ontology annotation, biological process: response to antibiotic; amine metabolic process. Lineage: Eukaryota; Metazoa; Chordata; Mammalia; Primates; Cebidae. The annotation marks the transcript as partial. Gene Ontology annotation, molecular function: copper ion binding; quinone binding; primary methylamine oxidase activity. Gene Ontology annotation, cellular component: Golgi apparatus; endoplasmic reticulum; early endosome. The transcript has 3 exons. The record is from RefSeq and is a predicted model, not a curated record.
UGCAUGACAGGCCCUCCCCCACCCUACCCCGAGCAGGACUGGAGAACUGGGUCUGGGCCGAGGAUAUGGCCUUUGUCCCCAUGGCUGUGCCCUGGAGCCCUGAGCACCAGAUGCAGAGGCUGCAGGUGACCCGGAAGCUGCUGGAGACAGAGGAGCAGGCCACCUUCCCGGUGGGAGGCACCAUCCCUCGUUACCUGUACCUGGCCAGCAACCACAGCAACAAGUGGGGUCACCCUCGGGGCUACCGAAUCCAGAUGAUCAGCUUUUCUGGGGAGCCGCUGCCACAGAACAGCUCCAUGGAGAGAGGCUUCAGCUGGGAGAGGUGCCAGCUGGCUGUGACCCAGCGGAAGGAGGAGGAGCCCAGUAGCAGCAGCAUCUUCAAUCAGAAUGACCCUUGGGCCCCCACUGUGGAUUUCAAUGACUUCAUCAACAAUGAGACCAUUGCUGGAAAGGACUUGGUGGCCUGGGUGACAGCUGGUUUUCUACACAUCCCACAUGCAGAGGACAUUCCUAACACGGUGACUGUGGGGAACGGCGUGGGCUUCUUCCUCCAACCCUACAACUUCUUUGACGAAGACCCCUCCUUCUACUCUGCCGACUCCAUCUACUUCCGAGAGGACCAGGAU